Cyprinodon variegatus (sheepshead minnow) is the source of this 699-nucleotide messenger RNA. RefSeq names its product membrane-spanning 4-domains subfamily A member 15 (gene ms4a15). Bases 136 to 684 code for a protein of 182 amino acids. Gene Ontology annotation, cellular component: membrane. The transcript has 5 exons. The record is from RefSeq and is a predicted model, not a curated record. NCBI's taxonomy places the organism in Eukaryota, Metazoa, Chordata, Actinopteri, Cyprinodontiformes, Cyprinodontidae.
AUGUUGACUUCAUAAGAAGGGGUGGGGUCCCUAGCAGAUCUGAGCAGAUCAGAAAAGCAGUCUGCAGCAUCACUGCACAGAGGAAGAAGUUGUCACCUCUAGCUGUUGAUAUCACAGUUUCCAGGAGCAGAAAAGAUGUCUGUGACCAUUAGCAAGACCGACGGGGUGACUGUGUUCACCCUGACCUCUGACCCUGAUAGCCCCUGGCCUCCUCUGUGUCAGAUCCUGAAGAGCCUGUGCUACAGCCCGGUGUGCUGCUCCGUGUCCCAGAAGCUGAGGACAACCCAGAGGAAGUCUCUGUCUGUGCUCGGGGCAAUUCAGAUCAUGAUUGGCCUGCUUAAUAUUGGCCUCGGCACCAUCGUGAGACUGGCAUACCGUUCUCCUUGGUAUCUGGAUUCCUAUUACCCUAUUGGAUCUCUGUUCAUUGUGUUCGGGAUCUUGUGCCUUCUGUCUGAGAAGUAUCCGAGUCCAUGCCUGAUCGUCCUCAAUGUGAUUUUCAGCAUUGCUGGAGCUGCUACGGCCAUUGUUGCCAUUGUGCUCUACUGCAUAUAUGAGGCAAAGCUUUACUCCUGGUAUUUCUGUGACGGAAAAGACAACGACUACUACUACAACUACCAUCACUACUGCACGUGGAAUAAAGAUAUGUUCAAUGUAAGACAGAAAUUUUGCUUCGGGACUAAAUGAUUGUGACCUCGGUUU